AUGGACACCCACCCACCUCAAAUUUGCAUGAAAUGCUAUACAAACUUGAGAAAUAUCGAACAAGGAGGAAAAACCUCUAAUUUCAGUUUAAGUCAAUGGUCACAACCUUGUUUCAUUGAAAGAUGCAUAUGUUUUUUGAAAAAAUCUGGUAGGAAGAAAAAAAAUCAGUGUGAAAGACUACCAUUAAAUGACAAAGUUGUUUGGACAAGGGAGUCAAUUUUUAAAAUAAUGGAAAGUUUUUCUGGAAUGUCUCGUUUAUGCCAUGAUUCUAUUGGUGUCGCUGAUAAUCCACAUAAAGAUUUAUAUGAAUGCAACAUUUUUAAAAGUUUGUUAGAUAAACCUGUUUUACUUAAUAAUUGUCAUCAUUUGUUUUGUGCAACGUGCAUUUUUCCAAACAUAAUUGGAAACAUAGAAACAGAAACUAAAUGCAAAACAUAA
Hydra vulgaris (swiftwater hydra) is the source of this 438-nucleotide messenger RNA. RefSeq lists its product as uncharacterized. The record is from RefSeq and is a predicted model, not a curated record. NCBI's taxonomy places the organism in Eukaryota, Metazoa, Cnidaria, Hydrozoa, Anthoathecata, Hydridae.